CUUCAGCGCAGGGCUUGGAUAGAUACCUAGAAGCUUGACUGCAUACAAGCUCUGUGGAUCCCUUCUUCGAGGUUGAACAACGUUUCACCGACUUCAACUCGACCAAUCGGCCACAAAAUGGUCUUCUAUCCGCCUCCAUGGGUCCCCAAGCUCCCUUUUGACCCGCCCGACUCGGUCACCAUUGGCGAAUUUAUGAGGAACGAGAUCUAUGGCCGCCGACCAAUCGCCAAAAGCAGGAAUCCUUUCACCUGCGGCCUCACGGGCAAGACGUACACUGUGACCGAGUCGCACAAGCGCUCUGACCUUGUCGCCAAAGCCUUGUCCAAGAUUAUGGGCUGGGAGCCCAAUGUCGACUCGCCCUGGGACAAGGUUGUCGGUGUCUUCUCUUUCAACACUAUCGACUACCUCUCGGUUCUCAAUGCCGUGCACCGCUUGUCUGGCAUUGCGACACCCGCAAAUGUUGCCUAUUCGGCCGGUGAGCUGGAGCACCAGCUCAGGUCCUCCGGCGCCAAGGCUUUGUUCACAUGCGUGCCCGUCCUGGACACGGCGCUCAAGGCCGCAAGGGCUGUGGGAAUACCCGACGACAAGAUCUUCAUCAUGGACCUGCCACACCAUUCCAACAAGACGAGCUUCAAGACGGUCGAUGACCUGAUCCAAUUGGGCCAUUCAGUGCUGGAUCUUGAACCUCUGAACUGGGUCAAGGGGCAAGGUGCGCGGCAGGUGGCAUUCCUCUGCUACUCCAGCGGUACCUCUGGUUUACCCAAAGCCGUCAUGAUCUCGCAUAGGAAUGUCAUAGCAAACGUGAUGCAGUACUGCCUGUUCGAGGACGUGUCCAGGAGGAAAUAUGGAGUUGAGACGCAGGUUGAGCUCGGCUUGCUUCCGUUCAGCCACAUUUACGGCCUGGUAGUAGUCGCCCAUUCGGCAACAUGGCGGGGUGACGAGGUCAUAGUCCUGCCAAGGUUCGAGCUCACAGAUUACCUCCGGGCUAUUGAACGGUUCAAGAUCAAUUAUCUGCCUUUGGUACCUCCAAUUGUUAUCCGUAUGCUGGGCAGCAAAGAUCUGCUCAAGAAGUACGAUCUGAGUAGCGUCAGGCUAGUGUUUACGGGAGCAGCACCGCUGGGGAAGGAGACGGUCGUCGAGCUCCUUCGUCUCUAUCCAAAUUGGCACGUGGGCCAAGGUUACGGAAUGACUGAAUCCGCAACCGUGGUUUGCUCAACAAGCGAGCACGACAUCUGCCCGGGGACCUCGGGGUCGCUCGUGCCUGGCACAAGAGCCAAACUCAUCGAUCAGGAGGGAAGGGAGAUUACCGAGUACGGCAAGCCUGGUGAGCUGCUGGUGCAGUCUCCGUCCGUGACUCUGGGCUACCUGCACAACGAGAAGGCCACGGCCGAAGCCUACAUCUGGGACGAGGACGGGAGAUGGCUGCGGACCGGCGACGAAGUCAUGGUAACCAAGGCGCCGAGCGGAUACGAACACCUCACCAUUGUCGACCGCCUAAAGGAGCUGAUCAAGGUCAAGGCCCACCAAGUCGCCCCAGCCGAGCUGGAGGCCCAUCUCCUGACCCACCCUGCCGUCGAUGACUGCGCCGUCAUUGCUGUGCCGGAUGAGAGGGAUGGUGAGGUGCCCAAGGCCUUUGUGGUCACGCCGCAGUCCAUGGCUUCCCGAAAGAACGAAGAUAUCGCGGCCGAAAUCAUCAAGCACGUUCAGGACCACAAAGCGCAUUACAAAUGGCUUAAAGGAGGUGUUGAGUUUAUCGACGUUAUCCCCAAGAGCCCCAGCGGCAAGAUCCUGCGGCGACUGCUGCGGGACAAGGAGAGGGAGGGCAGGCGGGCCAAGGGGUCCAAGCUGUGAUUGGAUGCGGUGUGUAUCAGUAUUGUAUACACAGGGGCCGGCGGCUCCAUCACUGGCAGCAGCAUGUAGCUUUGAUGUUAGUUGCCGCCAAAUAGCGCGCUAUAUCGACUUUGGACUGUCAUCAUCUAACUUGACUUUUUUGAUCUUUGACCUUGUUUGGAUGUGGCUUGAGACGAAAGGAAAUAUGGCCCACAAUUGGCCCUUCAUUGCGUGCUUUUCUGAGUUCAGACGGGUAAAGGAAAGAUUUUGAACAAACAAGUUAUAUCCAACCUGCACACAUUCCCCAUCGUGAACGCACUUUCCUCUCCUCAACCGGUGAAAUCAGCACACCGACCGAUGUAUGCCAUCCUCCAUCCGCUUCUUGGCCUCCUUGCCCAACCCCUUGACUUUCUCACCGACCCCGUCCGCUUUCCCCGGUCGUUGUUCCCCUUUUUCUUUCGUAGCCUCUCCACC
Canariomyces notabilis is the source of this 2304-nucleotide messenger RNA. RefSeq names its product acetyl-CoA synthetase-like protein. Gene Ontology annotation, molecular function: CoA-ligase activity. Lineage: Eukaryota; Fungi; Ascomycota; Sordariomycetes; Sordariales; Chaetomiaceae. The record is from RefSeq and is a predicted model, not a curated record. Bases 118 to 1851 code for a protein of 577 amino acids. The transcript is spliced from 8 exons.